GGCUAGGUGGAAUCCUGCGGCACGCGCGCGGACGCGAUCCCCGUCGCUCAGGACGCGAUCCCCGUCGCUCAGGACGUGCCGUGCACGAGCUCGCCGCCGGUGACGACGAUCGAUUCCGCAGUCGCGUUCAUCCCGCACGCCUAUGUAACCGGCUCUCCGCUUUAAGCGUUUAAGCACGCACUGCGUUCUAUUUUCAGUUGAAUUAUUAAUGCCGAUCGAUUCGCCGUGAUUACUGUGUACGCAAUCGCGCACCGAUUACUCGUCCGCAUCUACGCUUCGUACACCGUGCGAGCGGGCGUCAAGUGUCAAGUCAUCGAAGCCGAGGAGCUACGCAGCACUUUGUUACUUUCGCGCGUCCGCGUGUUAUCAGAACGCGUGCUGUGACAGCGAUUGAUCAGCGAAUCAGUACGAUCGCCGGUCGGCCUUAUCGUCGAUCCAGCUCGUCUCCACGUUAUUUACCUUUCGAUUUGCCUCCUAAGACGGAUAAAACAUGUCGGACGUCGAAGGCGACGAUGAGUUCCAAGAUGCGCAGGAGUCUUUACCACAGCUCACCUCCAUGGAUUUGGACACGUCGUUAAUGGAGGCGAGGAAAGCGAUACACCUCUUCUUCAACAACGAUUUCGACCAGGCCAGGAAGAUCUUGGAGCCGUGGGCGAACAGCAGCAUGUAUCAUUCCUUGGGGUCCUGCGUGAUCAAGUUUCUCGAGGGGAUUCUUACCAUGGAACAUGAAUACAUAGAAAGGGCGGCGGAGGCGGUGAAGCAAUGCAUAAACGUGUGUUCUAAAUAUCGCAAGCACACCAGCAUCACGCAGAACAUCGGAAAAAUAGUCAAACGGAUCAAUUACGACGAUUAUACAAACGAGGAAGUGCAUGCGGAACUCUGUUAUGCUGAAUCGCUCCUGUUAAAGUCGAUGAUCUCGUUUGCGGAGGAUGAAAGUCUGAUCGCCUUUGUCAGAGCAGGAUUGAAAAUUCGUAACUGCUUUCUGUCAUACAAGGAGUGCCAGACAAUCCUGAAGAACCGCAAAUGGGGAAAUGAAGUUCACAAAUUGCACUUCGAGAGCGGCGUUCGUAUGGGCAUCGGUACAUUCAAUUUGAUGAUAUCAUUAUUACCAACGCGAAUCAUCAAAUUGUUAGAAUUUAUGGGAUUCUCCGGCGAUAAGGAACUCGGCUUAGGGGAACUGAGGGCAGGCUACGCGGAGAGGAGAGGUCUGCGACAAAUCUUGUGCAUGAUGACCCUGCUAUCAUAUAAUCUAAUUGUCAUCUAUGUGCUAAGCCACAUGGAUGGCGACCUGGAUUGGUGCGAAAGGGUGUUGGACGAGGAGCUGAGUGUCUACCCGAACGGCCUAUUGUUUCUGUUCUUCAAGGGUAGACUGGAGAUGACCCGCGGCCAUUUUGAGAAAGCCAUAGAGUGGUACACCAAGUCGUGGAAGAGCCAAAACUCCUGGACGCAAUUCCACAAUCUAUGCUACUGGGAGAUCAUGUGGGCGCACUGCGCGAUGCAGCAGUGGAGCAAGGCGCUUCCAUACGCGGUCUUACUCGUAAAAGAGUCCAACUGGUCGCGUACCAUCUACCUGUUCCAACAAGCAGCGAUCCUCAUCAUGCAGAAACCGUCGCACGGUAGCGAAGAGAAGCAGACGAUAGACAAUCUGAUGAUGCAGGUGCCUGUCUAUAAGCAACGCAUCGCCGGCAAGUCCUUACCGUUUGAAAAGUUCGUGAUUAGGAAGUCGGAGCGUUACUUCGCGCAGAAGAAGAACUUGGUGCUGCCUAUGUUUGAGAUCAUGUAUAUGUGGAAUUUCUUCCGGAUAGUCGGCAAACGGCCAGAAUUGAUUCUGAGUAUAUUCAAGAGGAUAGAGAACGAGGAGAAGGAACUUAAAACGGUGCCGAAAAACGAGUUCGACGCAGACAACGAGGCACUUAUAUUGUUGCUGAAAGGCAGCUGUUUGCGACAGAUGCAGCAUCCUCUGCAGGCAGAAGAGUGUUUGCGAGGCGUCUUGCGAUUGGAAAAAUCCGUCAAAGAGGACACGUACUUAUGCCCUUACGCUACUGUGGAAUUAGCGUUACUGGCUUUAGACCAAGGCGAUACCCAAUUGGCUAUAGACUUUUUGGAAGACGCCAAAAAGAACUACACAGGCUACUCAUUAGAGUCCAGAUUGCACUUCAGAAUACACUCACAUCUGAUGAUGCUGACUAGUAAGAAGACAAACAGUGACAUAACGAAGAACGAUAAAGCGGAUAUUACUGCCAAUAACAGCGUCAUCGUCGCGGGUCCAAGCGCCAACGAUUCCAUCGAAAUUAAAUCAUAGAGGCGACGCGUUUGCGGCGUAAAAAAGUUCCGAAUAAUAUGUAAAUCUAUUUAUUUGCAAACAAUUUCUUUUGUAUCUAUUUAGGCAAUAUCUAUCGUAUGUACGACAAAACUCUCGUGACGACGAUCGUUUUGCAACUGCGUUUUGCGGUGACUUUGUGUCCUUCGAAAGGCCUCUCGCAUGGCUUGCCUCUGGUUUCACUAAGAAAAGACUCUUACGCUUUCAUCGAACGUAGCGGAAAUAGCGUACGAGUCUCGAUUAUGUCUGAGGAUAACCAAGGCUAUUUUGUAGUACGACUAAUGUAAUAUAAAUUAUGUUUCUCCGUGAAAUGAAGAGAAUAAUGCAGUUUAUUUCAUGGGACUUUGCGCGUGAGGGUAGUGGAAGGUAUACAUUUUGUAGUGAUUAAUAUUAUAUAUAUAUACAUAUUAUAUACAUAAAUUAUUUUCUUUUACGAGAAAAUCGAUAAAAUCUUGAGAGUGAAUUGCGUACGUCCAAUGUAAUUGGUCCAAUGGUGAUUGUUAUAAAUAUUGACUUAUAAAUAUUGAUUUUAUGAGACUGUAUAUAUGCUAAGACGAUUACGGAUUGUGUAAAUGGAAUAAUAAAAUUAUUACAAAAUAAUAUUA
This is a messenger RNA of Odontomachus brunneus, 2925 nucleotides long. Its product is annotated as tetratricopeptide repeat protein 39B-like. The transcript is spliced from 11 exons. NCBI's taxonomy places the organism in Eukaryota, Metazoa, Arthropoda, Insecta, Hymenoptera, Formicidae. The record is from RefSeq and is a predicted model, not a curated record. Gene Ontology annotation, molecular function: protein binding. Bases 491 to 2302 code for a protein of 603 amino acids.